AUGGGGAGGAGCAACCGGGCACCAGAGGAGUCUUCUUCCGACUCGGAGCAGGAGUGGCGCCUUUCGGGUCGCCGCCACCUAGCGGAGCAGCACGCAGCGACUGUUACGAGGACGCACGAGGACUUCGAGGGAUCCACGGUCGCCUUUACGGCAACCUCGAUGGUGGGUCUUACGCCGGGCCAGAACCUGCUGUUGGUGCCAGCCGCGGAAGUGAAGAAGAAGACGGCAGAGCAGGCAAAGGCAGCUGCGAAAGCAGCGGCGGAGAAGUUCGUGAAGGAGCGCCAGGAGAGCGCCCAGUGGGCCAAGGAGGCAGAGGAAGCAAAGAAGAAGAGAGCAGCCAAAGCCGCCGAGGCCAAGAAGAAAGCAGCCGAGGCGGAGAAGUUGAUCAACGAGGCCACGGAGGCAAAGAAGAGAGCAGCCGAGGCAGUGGAGUUGGUCAGCGAUUCCCCGGAGGGGAAGAAGAAGAAAGCAGCCGAGGCAGAGAAGUUGGUCGACGAGGCCAUGGAGGCAAAGAAGAAAGCAGCCGAGGCGGAGAAGUUGGCCAGCAAAGCCGCGGAGGCAAAGAAGAAGGCAGCCACAGAGGCCGUGGAGGCAAAGAAGCCCAAGGGCAGUGUGGCCAGAGCAAGGGCAGAGCCGUCUUCGGGGUCGAAGGACCCACCGCAGCCAGUGGUGAAGAGGCAGCCCAAGCCGCCCAUGGUGAAGGCAAUGCCAGCCAAGGUCCGAAAGAUCGUCUUGAAGAGCCGGGCCCAGCGCGGGAUUCCCGGGCAGACCGACACUGCGCUGAGAAUGCUUUCGCAGCGGGCCAAGGAGAAGAAGAAGAGCGGCUACCUCAUGAAGGCCAUCAACAACGCUAUGAAGAAGAAUGCCGAGGAGCAGAAGGGCGCGCCAGUCAGACGAACCUGGGAAAAGCAUAUCAAGGACCACUAUGCUCAGAUCAGGGGGCUGGAGAUCCCGUUCGUGGAGGUCAAGGUGGAGGGCGCGCGUGCAGCAAAGGUGCCGGAGGUCAUCAAGGUGGAGGCCAUGGAGAUCAAUCCCCCACCACCGGAGCCCCCAGCAGAGGGGAGAGCCGAGCAGCUGCAUCUUGGGGACGACGGCAAGAUCUACAACUCCCGGGGCGAGGUGGUGGAGCUGGAGAGCAUCGAGAUAGACCGACCACAGCGUGACCGGAGCGAGGAAAGCUGGGGCAAGCUAGAGCGAGAACAUGUUCUUAGAUCGCAUGUGCCGUACAAUGAUCGGCUCCAGGACUCAGGGAUGAGAGAGGUGCAAAUAGAUAAGUUUUUCUAUAAGGGCCUCGCGUUCCUGGUGUUGGUUUUGGUUGGUGCUUUUGCCCUCGGUGUGGUUCCGUACCGUGAGGUGAGCGGAUCCCGAGGCCCAGCAGCCAAGGAAGCCAUGUUGAAUGACAUGUCGGCAUGGAGUCGUAGCGUUGGCUUGGUUGGUGUUGCUCCCAGUGAGUUGACGGUGAGCGUGAAGUCGGACAUUGAGGGUGUUGUGAAGAACCUUGCACAGAGUUUUGCUGAUGGUUUGACCGCCGGUGCCAUCGAGGUUGUGGAUGCCCCUGUUGGUCGGCAUGCUGUUGUUGCAGAGCGUGCGGUGAGGACCAUCAAGGAGGGUGCAAACACACUUUGUGCUGGGUUGGAACAGGUCGGCUUGGAGCCCUGCGGGAAGGGUGUUACGUAUCUUUUGAUGCACGUUGCCCAGGUCUACAACCGGUACCAGGUGCAUCCUGGAUCGGCGCUGUCCCCAGAACAGCGGUGCUUGAAGACCACCCGAGGACCGCAUGCCGCUUAUGUUUGGGGUGCCGCUGUGCUUGCCACUCCUCCUCCCUCUUUGCGUGACAAGAUCACCGGCCGUUACGGCCACGCCGCCUACCUUGGACCAGAAGUCGGAAGUGGAAGCCACAUUGUGCAGUUUAGGCUGCGGGAUGGCACCUUGAAGAUUGCGAGAAGUGCAAGAAUCCGGAUGUUGGUUCCUCUUACUUUUGAGGUGUCGAGCUUGAAAGGUGUUUGUCGCAUGUUGCCAGGAAGGAAAGAUGAUGCCCAGAAGAAGCUCCCCGAGAGCAGUGGCGAAAAUGUGCGCGACCUCCCCCGGGCGAUCCUCGAUCAAGCCCCAAUUGAAGAAGAGGAUUUGGCUGAGUAUGAGCCCAGCCUCUCUGGAGUUGGGAAUGAGAUUGAAGUUGGAGAAGAACUCGAGCGGAUCGAGGCCCCGAGCCCGGGCGAGCUUGAUUUCAUGCAAGUGGAGCCGGAACCUCUUGAAGCACUCCCAGAAGAAGAGCGGGAUGCUAUGGUGUCUAGCGUGAUGUACCGAGAGUCCAUCUCCUUUGCUGGUGCGUCCGUUUGCUUUGCAGGGGCCGCCACCACCAAGGUUGUCAUUGAUCACAUAGCACGAGAUCCCUCCUACAGGGACCGCCUCGCAGCCAGCUUGUGGCAGCACUUGGAAGCAGCUGACUUCUUCGUCUCUGCACUGGACAUUUUGCCUCGAGCAGGUGUCCUUUCCUUUGAGACCUUUUGGCGGGACGACCUGCAGUGGGAUGAUGACCAUUGGUGCUUUGUGCACCACAGCAGUGGUGCCCCCAAGGAGGAUCUGAACUGGGUGAACGUGCUUACUGUGAGUGAGCGUGAUGAUGGUGCCAGUACCCAGACCUUGCUUGAGCUCAAAGCCAUCUUUGCUGUGCAGAUCAAGAAGAAGGGUUUUGUCUUCUUGUGGGCCAGUACCCCGUGUACCGGAGGCUGCCCAUAUCAGAGGCUGCGUGCCCGUGAUCCAGCCUAUCGCCGCGGGCGGACGUUUAAGAUGUCUCUGGUUCCUUUCGCUGCCGAGCGUGCCAUGGUGUUUGGCCUGGUUGUGGAAGUGCAAGAGAAGCUGCUCGAAGUACCGAGUGUCGGGCUUCUCGUUGUUGUGCUUGUCCCACUGCUUGUGGGUGUUGCGCUUGGAGUGUGCUUGCAGAAGCUGCGUACCGAGAGCUCCCGCGUCAAGACUGUGCAGGACCUUCUUUCGUUUCUGCCAAGGUCGGGCCAGAAGAUGGCUGUCUUUACUUCUGCUUACGGAGACUGUUUCCACGUGCGUAGAGACUGCCACGGCCUCAGGAACGCGCUUCCGAAUCGCAUCGCUGCUAAAGUGGUCAGUGCCUGA
This is a messenger RNA of Symbiodinium sp. CCMP2592, 3126 nucleotides long. The record is from the annotation of a GenBank genome assembly. Lineage: Eukaryota; Dinophyceae; Suessiales; Symbiodiniaceae.